AUGGGUUCCGACCUGUCAGCAGACAGCGAUGAAGAUCCACCUACUGUUCUUAAGGUGCACAAGUGGUGGAACGAGCUCAGUCUCUCCUAUCAGUUCCGAUUUGAUAAUAUGCUUUUGAGACUGCGGUCAUGUCUUAUUGAUUGUCGGGAUGAUUACCUCUUGACUGCGAAUAGUCCCGUUACUGACAAAUAUUUGCUGCCGGUACUACGUUUUGCGAACCGUGAUAUCUUUGAUGGGGAGAGUGAUCUUGGGCCUCUGGAACUGAGAGAAGUGGCAAUGACGAAUGUUAUAGGUGAAGCUUUCAUACUGGGAUUCCAUAUUCAUGACAAGACCCGAAGCUGGGAUCCCAAUCCCAAGUUCACCCCACUUAUUGCAAAGCCACCUAUGAACAAGAGGGCCUUGAUAGCUGGGAUAUUCCUGUCCUUCGAAUUGGAGAAAUCUGGCAUAAUACACCGGGAUGACUUGACUAGCGACUCCUACCCUAUUAUGAUUCCCUCGGGAAAUGGGAUCGGAGUGAUUAUCUCAGAACUCAAGCGUUUAUGUAAUGCAACCGGUGCCACGUAUGGCUUCUUGACCGACGAGGUCACCUCUGUCGUCUAUGAUAACUCCACGCCUCAACCGCUGGAACGGGUGAUCCUGCAAGUCGUCGAUCCCACGGACAUAUCCGUCCGUAUGAUGAUGUCAAUCCUGCUAUGGGUUGAAGCAAACCGGUUUGGCAUCCAUGCUACAAGUAUCUCGCCCCGUCCCAGUCCGUACCAGGGCGCCUUGUGGCAACAGUGGCUUAAGGUUCCCAGCAGCGGGAAAAUGGAGGAGCUUGUGCUUUAUACCCGCGCUAUAAGCCCAAAACGCGGUAUUCUCAAGAGAACAUUCUCUGAGUUCGACAUCUACACUCUGCAGCGCUGUCCAGGUGCAUGGGACGGCUUCGUCGAAUGGAAACUGGCCGUGGAAGCAGAGGCGAAGGCAUCGCCAUUGAAAGUUGGAGACACCCUGAAGGUCCAUUGGGAUGCAAUCGAGAAACGAUACAUGCUCUGGCGCGCCGAGCCUGACGCCUACUACCAUGAGAUUCCCGAAGAGUCGGCUCGCAUUGCGCUGCGGUACACCAGACCGAAGGACCGUUCACUUCAGGCUUGGGCGGCCAAAGUGAAGCCCGGUGAACUAUGCUUCAAGAUAGAGGAAGUCAGAAGUGCCGGCUCCGGGCAGUUCUCUCAGGUCUUCUUCGGGAGGUUAUGCGGCAAAGGACCGAUGCUUUGUCUCAAGCUUUUCGAUGAGCGCUACUUCCCUUUUCCUGGUGACCCUAGGGAUAAGGAUGGUCCGAAGGUAAAAUUUGAGACCACGCAUGCAAGCGAGCUGCUCAUGAACCUUCAUUUUGCGGUGGAUAUGAUCCGUCGUGAGGAGUCUGUCUAUGACCGGCUCAAGGACUUCCAAGGCUCUUUCAUUCCACAUUGUUACGGGUUCCAUACUUUCACACUGCCGGGUGACACCUGGACGUUCCCCGGCAUACUCAUGGAGGUGAUCGAGGGACCUGAAUUCGCCGAUUGCGAUCCACGUGGGUGGACCAUGGAGGAGCAACGAGAUUUCGUCACCCAUGUACGGCACUGCGAGCGCGUAUUCAAGUUCGCUGAGAUCGAGCAGACCGACUGGAAUGAAGGGCAGCUGCUGUGCCCCGUGGACUCCUCUGGCCAGCGGCACGCCGUGUUCAUAGAUUUCGCGUUUGCGAAUCAGCGUCUGGGGGAGCAUAGAGGGAAGCCACCCACGGAUGACGCGGUAUUGCUCAAGGUUCUUCUUCUGGAUUCCGCAAUCAAUCCUCAUGUCGUGGAUGAGUGCUGGUUUCCCUUAGUCGACGAAGAGCGGUGA
Molecule: messenger RNA, 1854 nt
Organism: Gloeophyllum trabeum ATCC 11539
Lineage: Eukaryota; Fungi; Basidiomycota; Agaricomycetes; Gloeophyllales; Gloeophyllaceae
Exons: 6
Coding region: 1-1854 (617 amino acids)
Source: RefSeq, a predicted model, not a curated record